This is a messenger RNA of Aphis gossypii (cotton aphid), 1358 nucleotides long. RefSeq lists its product as uncharacterized. The transcript has 5 exons. The record is from RefSeq and is a predicted model, not a curated record. NCBI's taxonomy places the organism in Eukaryota, Metazoa, Arthropoda, Insecta, Hemiptera, Aphididae. The coding region runs from base 560 to 1132 and encodes 190 amino acids.
GGUUCGGUUAUUCCAAUAUCGUAAUCGGUUAUUUUUCAGAAUUUAACGUGUACGUUAUUGAAGUCGAUUUUUCGUAAUCGGUUAUCACUUAUCAAAAAUUGAUAAAGGAAAAUAAAAUCUUUCAAAAGAAUUUCUUUUAAAUGUUUUAAAUAUUUUUUGUAAUAAAUGGUCCAUUAUGGAGAAAAUCAAAAAAGAGCGUUUAAGAUUUACAAAUGAUGAUGAUUUAUGUCUGUUACGAGAAGUUUAGUGCCACAAUCCAUUUGAAAACAAUGAAAAGUGGUCCAUUAUCCAUAAAAAUGUAUUGACGUUUUCAAACAAACAGUUUUCCAUUAGAACUAUCAAAGAACAUGUAGAACAUUUACUAAAAAUAUGGGCUAAGGAAGAUCGUACAAAUUUAAAAAAAUCUGGAACUGAAGAAGAGUAUGGAGAGAAGUGUCAGUUGCUUCAGGAUAUAAAUGAUUUAUGUAGAGAUUUUAAAAAACCUUUGAAAAAAUCUAAAAAUACCAAAAAAAUUGAUCAGGAGAAAGGAUGUGCCACAAGGACUAAUGCAACAAAAGGUAUGUUAAGCAGUACAAUCAAUCCAGAUUGCAGUGAAUAUAUUAUUUUUGAUUAUGAUGUUGACGAAAGGGAAAAUGUGUUUACUGAAUUAAAUAACAUUACUACAACUAAUAACCAAGAACCACAAGAUACUCAAGAAGUUACAGAACAGAUAUCUAACCGACCGGAAGAAUUCAACAAUGAAAUCCCAUCAACAUUUAUGUCACAGAUAUUCAACAAUGAAAUCCCAUCAAGAUCAAUCUUACAAGUGAAAAAAAAUUAUGAGGUUCCAUCUGUAAACAAAGUAAGAAAAAGGAUGAAUGAGCCACUUAAGUUGUCAACUUUAAAUUUUUUAGAACAAAAACAUGUUAAAGAACAUGAAACACAUUUGAAAAAAUUAACUUUAGAAGAAAAAAAAUUAGAGCUAGAAGAAAAAAGAAUUAAACUAGAUACAGAAAAGUUUGAAUUUGAUAAGAAAGAAAAGACAGAUAAUUUUAACUUGGAAAAAUUGGUAAGAGAAGAACAACUAUUUAUGGAAAAGAGAGAGAGAGAAGAAAGAAUGAUUCUGGAAAGAAGGAAAGGGAGGAAAGACUGAAAAUAGAAAUUCAAAAAGUUGAAAUUGCUAGUCAGCAACAAAAAAUAUUACAGUUAAUGUUAGAACAACUUAUAAAAAAGUCAUAAUUUCUGUUAGGUAUUACCUAUUUAUUUAAAGUUGCUUUUUUUUAAGACAAUUAGGGUUUUACUUUUACUCAUAUUAUUAUAUUGUUAUAGAGUAUUAUUAAUUAAAAAUAAUAAUGUUGAAGGAAUAACAACAAACAUUA